GCAAGUGCAAGCCAAUCAUACAUGGGGACAAUUUGGAGGCCACCGUAACGGCAGAGGAGGAAAUUUAUCCCAGACACCGGGAUAACUCCCUUCUCAUAUCGAGAAAUGCCCGGGGAUCUUUACUGACCACUGAGAGUUUAACAUCUCAUCCGAAAGACAGCACCCACUACAGUACAGUCAUUAUCCCUCCCACACGUCAGUUAAGAAUUUCCAUAUCUUGAAAGGCAGCUGUGCUUGCACAUAACAUCUGCAUAAGUGAGAGAAGAGGAGUGUGCUUCUUGAUUUAAUUUUCUUUGGAAGGUGCUCCUGUCAAAGGGCGUGAUCACAGCAUUACAGGGACAGGUGCUGCAUGCCUCCAGUCACAGUCAGUAGAACUCCCAUCACAGCAGGACUCGGGGGUGCUGUCUGCUUUGGGCUGGCCUGCUGAUGGGACUUUGAUAUCCCCCCUAAGAGUGAGUCAUCUUUACUAGGCAGCUCUCUCCAUGACAACAGCCAGUAAUGAGUGGACCAUAAAAACAGCUUUCUCUUCUCAUUCCCAUCCCUGACUCAACAUGGGAUCUUGAGGUAAUAAAAAGCAGGGAGAGAGGGAAACAGAGGGAGAGCAAAAAGACAGCAGGACAGAGUCACAGUCUUUCACUCUGAAGGAACGGGAUCUUCUGUGCUGUUAAAAAGCGAAGGAAGUGAAAAGGUCCAGGGCUGAGCUGUUAUGAUUUAAAGUGCAGCCCAGAAGAGGAGACCUGGCAGGGAGACCUGGACAUAGAAGCACAUGGACGUCUCUGAAAAACUGACCACUUCUUGUCAACAGACCAUGGGAUUCAGGGACUGCCAUGUGUUUGCAGGACUAAGAAUUGAAGAGUGAAAAUUCUUGGUUUAUACAAAGAAAGGUAGCAGUUGUGCUGGUUGAUUAGCACUAUAUACAAACAAUGGCAUGGAUAUAUAUAAUGUAGCUCUACUGCAUAAGUAUGACAGAUGUUACAAACUACUACAAUAUACAUCUUGUAAAUACAAUACACAAAUAAAUAAAAUACACAUACUACAACACUGACCAAGCUAAAACUAUAUAAAAACACAAGAUGGGGAAAGAGAAAAUCAGAAUCUGAGCAACUUGAUCUCCUCAAGGGUAGCUGAUGGACAGCUGAUUAACAGUACAUUUCCUUCAGUCUUGAAGAUGUGAGAAACCAGGAGAUGGACAGAAAAUGUCAUCGGAAGUACGCCAAUCCUUUGUGGCACGCCAACAUGUCAGAGAACUUCACGAAGACAAAGAAGAGGAGGAAGGGGAAGAAGAGUCAGACGACUGGUGUUCCUGUCUCAUGCCGUGCCCCCUCUGCCCAUCCUGCGGGCAACCUUUUGACCUCCCGCUGCUCCUGCCCUGUUCUCACAGCCUGUGUCGGGGCUGCGUGUUCAGAGCCGGCCACGCUGCGGUUGGCAUCUCCCCCACAGCCCUCUGGAGCUGCGCACUGCUGUGCCCAGGCUGCCACUUCCCCGUGGAGCUGCCCAGUUUGGGUUGGGCUGGCGCUGCUGACUGCCUGCCUGUAAACCCUGCCCUGCAGGGCACAGGGCCACUGGCACAGGGGUGGCUUAGGGGAGGGGGUGCGGGCCAUGGCAGGAAGCAGAGGCCGUUCGUCUGGGAGAGGAGCCGGGUACGGACGGGCCCUGCAGGCUUGCUGGAGGACGAGAGCGGUGUCGCUGUGGAAGACUCCAGCUCGGGUCAUCAGCAACAGCAGAGAGAGCUAGGAGGGCUAGCACAGGCACAGGAGAAGACCGUGCUUCUGAAAACAGAGACAGGAGAGCAAGAGCCCACGACACUACAGGUUGUCUUGGCAUGCGCAGGGGAAUCUGCGACUGAGAAAUGGGAGGCGCUGUGCGGUUAUCCAAAGGUGCCACCAGGGGGCUGUGUAGCGCUGCUGGAGGAGGACAUGGAGAAAUCAGUGAGAGGUCUGGAGUUCACUCUGGACCCCCAGACUGCACCCCCGCCUCUCAGGGUCUCACCUUCGGGCCUGACGGUGACGUUCCUGCAGACCCCAGCGGACCCCCGUUACUAUGACAGCCAGAUAGCGCUGUCUGUGGUGUCGUUGAGGAGUGGAAGAGAGGAGCUCCAUCCUCUCCCAAGGGUCUCUGCGGGGCAGUGCAUUGCCAGAGGCCAGUUCUACUGGGAGGUGGAUGUGUGCAACAGCACCUCCUACAGGAUAGGAGUGUGCUCAGCGGAUGGAACUCGCGGCUGGUGGCUGGAGAGGCAGGGCUCCUUAUUCUCUCUGCUGUAUGACGGGUUCCAGGAGCAGCUACGCUCCAUCCCGCCCCACGUGAAGACAGUGGGGGUGUUCCUGAACCUAGGAGGGGGGGCUCUGAGUUUCCAGAACGUGCUGGUGCAGGAGCACCUGGCCACCCUGCCCACGCGGUUCGGGGGGCCGGUGCGUCCCGCGCUGUGCCUGGGCCAGGGCAGGCUGAGGCUGCACUGCGGGCUCCCGCCGCCCCCCCACGUCUUUGCCAACUGCCUCUCUGCCUACCGGGGCCCCCGCGGAGCCGGGGCAGGGCGCUGGCGUCGGGACGUCCCCUUCCAGUCCGUGCGCUCCGUCAUCCAGAAGUUUGAGGAGCUCUCCGUGUCCGACUCCGACUCGGGGCUGGUUUCUAACUUCGGCUCCUGCUCCACCCUCAGCUCGUUCUCCGGCGGCUGCCCUCCUGGAAGCCGAGACUGAGCCGUGGAGAAGCCAGUUCACCCUGACAGCCCCACACUCCCUCAAGAACAGCCCUCUCAAUUCGCAGUGGAACACGGAAGGAAACAGAGGCUGGCUUUUCUCAGGCGGAGACAUCACAGGACACUCAGCUGAGGGGUUAGCGAAAUGCAAAGAUGAAAUUCCAGCCUCAUGUGAAUGAUUCUUUAAUAUAAAAAAUACAAGUGUUUGUAAGUCACCAUCUUCGUUUAUGCUUAAGGCUGUGGAGAAUAUGAAGUGGCAUCUUCCUGUCUUAAGACUAUUAAUUCUAGUGUAGAAUGUCAGAGGGAGGAGAAAUUGUGCUGUGACAGGUCUGGCUGGAAUAAGUGUGUGGUUGGAAGACAAAUGGAAGACAGUGGAAUUCCAAGAAAUUCCAAGAUUCCAAGAAAGUGGAAUUGCUCGACUCCACAGGUGCGACGGACCCUUUUGUAGAAUAAAAUAACUUAAA
Molecule: messenger RNA, 3156 nt
Organism: Lepisosteus oculatus (spotted gar)
Lineage: Eukaryota; Metazoa; Chordata; Actinopteri; Semionotiformes; Lepisosteidae
Source: RefSeq, a predicted model, not a curated record